Molecule: messenger RNA, 1572 nt
Organism: Durusdinium trenchii
Lineage: Eukaryota; Dinophyceae; Suessiales; Symbiodiniaceae
Source: the annotation of a GenBank genome assembly
AAGACUGAUACUCCUUGGCACGCAGCCGCCAUGGGGCAAAGCUGCUGCUUUGGAAGGGAGAAGGAAGAGAUACCCGAUGUUCAAGCCGUCUGCAAUGGUGGCGCUUUGACCGCAGAUGCCACCGAUUGCCAGGGCUUGCCACGCGAAGUGGGCAACAGCACCGCGGUGACGCUCAACGAUGUGAGCAAGAAUGUGAGCAUUACUCAGAACUUGCCGCGCGACACCUCUGAGAUGGCGCAGUGUGCAGAUGUGAACCCCGACUAUGCAGCUGCAGAUGGUUCUUUGGAGAGGACUCUACAGCAGGCCACUGCCGUGCCAACACGCGGAAGCUCGGAGGUGAUCUCUUCCAAGCAUCCUGCAACACCAGCCCCAGCUCCCAAGCCGCAGCCAAAAGCAAGACCAGCAGAUGAGCAGGCGAAGCAAGCCCAGGCGGCAGCGCGGAAGAGGAUCGCGGCGCAGUUCAAGACUCUGGCGGAUGCGGACAAAACCGCAGACCCUUCCAGCGCGGUGCCCAAGUGGCGGAAAGGCGGCGCGGUAUCGGACAGCACGGCGGGCGGCGGAAAGGAUUUUGCGGGUGAUUUCCGGACGAUGCCGGCUGCGGCGUGGGAGUGUCUCUAUGCUGGCUUUCAGUCGGUGCCGACACAGGAUUUGGUGCACGACGAGACAUUGACCGGCCCGUGUGGAGAGGUGAAUGCCGGCUACUCUGGAGAGGUCACCACCAAGUGCUUGCUUGGCCAGUUGGUGUUUGAUGGAAACUCUUGCCAGCCAAAGCCUUGCAAGGCAAAACGGGGGGCAGAAGAUUUUCAAGAAAGCCCCGCGAAGAGGACGAAGGUGCAGAAGCCUAGCAGAGCAGAGGCGCAGCUCGACUUCAUCCGCAAACUCAUUUUUUUGCGGCAAGUGCGCGAGGAGCUUCUGCUGCGCUUGCCGGCGCAAGAGUCGAGUUUGUCAGACGGCGAGGUCGUAGCGCAUGCCGAAGGCUUUCAACACCUGGUGGCCGAAGAUGUGUAUGACCCAGAUGAAGAUGGUGGCUUCUUCGAGUGCGUGUACACGCAGGAGUACCACGAGCUCCUCCACGGCAGCAGCUCGCGGGGGUUUGAGGCGUGGGUCGAGCUGGUGUGGCCAGCCGGGUUCCACAUCACCCUUCGGGCUUCUGCGGGUGACGGGGUGCGGUUACUGACGUCCUCAGUGUGGAGGCGAGACGUGCCAGGAACUCAUGCCAUGGUUUGUGGCUUGCUUUCCCAUGACCUUCAGAGAUGCCAGGUCCUGAAUGUUGCAGAAUCUGCACCAUCGACACCCAAUUCAUCUCAAUUGUCGUUGUGGGCCAAAAGGCAAGCUGUCAGAGGUCCAAGGAAGGAGGGGAAGUUGCGCGAGCUCAGCUUCGAUUGGCGUCAGUGGAAACAUUUGUUGACGGGGUCUUUGUUCCCCGCGCGACCCAAGCCAGAAGAUCACCACUAGAUUCGCGCAGCCUCACUUGGAACAUCUUGGAGCGACGCACUUCAUGAAUGGGGGAAGUUCUGGGUAACACGCCCGGAAGUCCCAUCGCUAUUGAAGGAGGAAAUCUAUGAACCCAGG